AUCCUGCGGUCCAGCUCGCAGAUUCCCUCGCCCCCCGGUCUAUAUAUGCGGGCACCUCCAGAUCCCCCACCCACCCUCUCUUCCCCAUCGUUCCCUAUCUCCUCCCCCUAGAGUUCUUGGCUUUCUUGGCCCGCUGCUUCCUUCCCUUCUGCAAAGAUUCCGGACCUGAGAGAGGUGGCGUGAGAGUUGUUGUUGUUGUUUGUGUGUGUGCAUGGGGCUGGAUGUUGGGGAGAUCGGGGCGCCCCUGGACUUGGGCCUGGACCUGAAGCUGUUCGUCGCGCGGACCGCCGGCCGGCUGGCGGCCGCCAAGGAGGCGCCGUCGAUGGACGCCUGCAUCAGGGGCCUCGAGGAGGAGCGCCGCAAGAUCGAGGUCUUCAGGCGCGAGCUGCCGCUCUGCGUCCGCCUCCUCGCCGAAGUGAUCGAGAUGAUGAAGGAGCAGGCGGGGAAGAGGAGCGAAGUCCGGGACGCGGAGGCCAAGGCGGAAGACAACGACAAGAGGAAAUGGAUGAGCACGGCGCAGCUUUGGGUCGACAACCGCGGCAGCGACUCCGAUUCCGUGGUUCAGAAGGAGCAGAAGAAGGAGACCACCUUGCCCAAGCCGAUGUUGCUCGGCGGUGCCGGUGGUGCGCCGGCGCCGUUGAUGGCGGUCGGCUUCGGCGCAAUGCCGCCGCCGGCGCCGCCUUCUUCUCAAUACUUCAGCAGAGAGGACAAGGUUGCUGCUAGUACAGAAGGCCUGCCUGCUCUGCCGAUGAUGUCUCCGGUUUUGAAGAGACCGUUUUCUCCCGGCGUUGAUGACCGUCGUCCUGCUCCCUCUGCAAAAUUUGCAACCAUCAUGCCACCUCCGGCGCUUAGCUUGCAGUCUCAGGAGCAGCAAGCAAGGAAGACAAGGCGGUGCUGGUCGCCGGAGCUUCACCGGCAGUUUGUUGCUGCCUUGCGUCAACUUGGUGGCCCUCAAGUUGCUACUCCAAAGCAAAUCAGGGAGGUGAUGAAGGUUGAUGGGCUCACCAACGACGAAGUGAAAAGCCAUCUUCAGAAAUACCGGCUGCACAACCAAAGGUCGUCUGGCUCUUCUUCGUCGAGCCAUUCUAUUGUGCUGGUUGGCGAUCACUGGCCUCCUCAGGAACAAAGCAGCUCCCAGUCCAGGUCCCCUGAAGCUGAAGGCCCCCUUCAAUUCUCUAGUUCAGGGGUAGCCGUCUCGGCAGCCACCGUCAGCGACAGUUCUGAGGAAGAUGACAGGUCAGAUGGCCAUAGCCGGAAAUGACUGGAAGGCUUUUGCGGUCAUGAAGAUUUACCUCCGAGAGAGGCAGAGAUGAGAUAGCUUAAUUUUGCGGCUUUGCGUGUCGAUGGCAAUAAUGGAUUCAGGUGCUCUCUCGAUCGAGAGGGCGUAGAGUUCAGUGCAGGCCAUGGAUCCAGAGAUAUUGGGCGCUGUCCAGCGCUCGAAAGAUGAACUGAUCAUGGCCUGGCUCUUGUGAUGUACAUGAGGUAGGAGAGCUGUUACCGGCUCCCGUGAGGCUUGUUGUUCGCCAAACCGUUUCGGGCAGACCACCAAUUUUCGCCCCGAGAAUUACAUACAUAUAUAUAUGAGAUCAAAGUUUUGAUGUUUAUGUUGCC
Brachypodium distachyon (stiff brome) is the source of this 1611-nucleotide messenger RNA. Its product is annotated as transcription factor HHO5. The transcript has 5 exons. Bases 212 to 1261 code for a protein of 349 amino acids. Lineage: Eukaryota; Viridiplantae; Streptophyta; Magnoliopsida; Poales; Poaceae. Gene Ontology annotation, biological process: regulation of DNA-templated transcription. Gene Ontology annotation, molecular function: DNA binding; DNA-binding transcription factor activity. The record is from RefSeq and is a predicted model, not a curated record.